This is a messenger RNA of Fukomys damarensis (Damara mole-rat), 1281 nucleotides long. It is a transcript of the gene Ucp1, whose product is annotated as uncoupling protein 1. The coding region runs from base 213 to 1136 and encodes 307 amino acids. Lineage: Eukaryota; Metazoa; Chordata; Mammalia; Rodentia; Bathyergidae. Gene Ontology annotation, biological process: mitochondrial transmembrane transport; response to cold; adaptive thermogenesis. Gene Ontology annotation, cellular component: mitochondrial membrane. The record is from RefSeq and is a predicted model, not a curated record. Gene Ontology annotation, molecular function: oxidative phosphorylation uncoupler activity. The transcript is spliced from 6 exons.
GCAGGGGCGCAGCGAUCCUUCCAUCCCCAGCGUGGGGACCAGACGCAGCCGCCUCGGUUCCCACUGCGCUCGGCAGGCAGCCGCCGAGUCUGCGAGGUUCCAGGAGUCAGGGAGCGGGCUUCCUUCGCGGGCCGCCCGUGGAAGGGGAAAAGAAUUUCCACCUUCGGGGCUGGCGCUCUCUCUACGCUUUCUGCUUUGCUCCUUGGGGGACCAUGGGGAGCCCGACGGCGUCGGAGGUGCACCCCACCGUGGGGGUCAAGAUCUUCUCCGCCGGAGUGUCAGCCUGCUUGGCGGACGUGAUCACUUUCCCGCUGGACACCGCCAAAGUCCGCCUGCAGAUCCAAGGUGAAAGCCAGAUCUCCAGCGGUAUUCGGUAUAAAGGGGUCCUGGGAACUAUCACCACUCUGGCGAAGACCGAAGGGCCCGUGAAGCUGUACAGCGGGCUGCCCGCCGGCCUGCAGAGGCAAAUAAGCUUCGCCUCCCUCAGGAUCGGCCUCUAUGACACCGUCCAGGAGUUCUACACCUCGGAGAAAGACACAACACCUAGUUUGGGAAAUAGGAUCGCAGCUGGCUUAACCACUGGAGGAGUGGCAGUAUUCAUCGGACAGCCCACAGAGGUCGUGAAAGUCAGACUCCAGGCACAGAGCCAUCUUCACGGCCUCAAACCACGCUACACUGGGACUUACAAUGCUUACAGAAUUAUAGCUACAACAGAAAGCUUGAAAAGUCUUUGGAAAGGGACUACUCCCAAUCUGUUGAGAAAUAUUAUCAUCAAUUGCACGGAGCUAGUAACGUAUGACCUGAUGAAGGGCGCCCUUGUGAGAAACAAGAUACUAGCAGAUGACAUCCCCUGCCACUUACUGUCUGCUCUUAUUGCUGGGUUUUGCACAACGCUUCUGUCCUCUCCUGUGGAUGUGGUGAAAACCAGAUUUAUUAAUUCUGCACCGGGACAGUAUGUAAGUGUGCCCAGCUGCGCGAUGACCAUGCUCAACAAGGAAGGACCAACAGCUUUUUUCAAGGGAUUUGUGCCUUCCUUCCUGCGCCUCGCAUCCUGGAACGUUAUUAUGUUCGUUUGCUUCGAGCAGCUGAAGCGAGAGCUGACGAAGUCAGGGCAGUCCGCGGACUACGCCGCCUAGUCAGCUUCCAGAAAAGGACGAUACGUGGGGACAUCUUUGCUGAUGAGAAAUUAAUAAAAACAAAACCCCAAAGCCCAAAACUCUUUUUACUUCAUUUCACCCUAAAAAUAUAAAUUCCAGUAGGAAUUUAAGAAUUUAAAUUCCU